AUGGCUGCUCUGUAUUUCACAGCCACACUGCUUAGUUCGCAUGCCACAACUGGUCGAUCAGCUUUCGUCCACCCUACCAGGCUGCCUCAAUCACGACUUGUUGAUAGCCAAAGCGCCGAGCAUGCACCUCCUUUAAACUUGAUACGUGAGCUUCCGAACAUUGAAGGACAACAUGAGCAACUAAAUCCGCGAGAUAUUGAAACUGGUCCUGAAGCCUGCAACCAUGGGGACACCAAAGAUUGUUUGGAUAGUAUUGUCAAGAGAUUCAUCGAUAAGGUCGUCCAGAACAUCACGGAAGAGGAUAACGCAUUCAAAAACCCAACUCGAACUUCUGAUGGCCGGCCUCCGAAACGCUGUGGCUUCCUAUCUAGUCUAAUCUUCUGGCGACACUGUCACACUGCUGAAGUUAACAACAGUUCCCGAGAUGAGAGGGCCAGUCUUUUGGGGUUCUUGCCGCGGUCAAACAACACUAUCCGUCACUUUCCAGAUCUCACAGUGCCAUAUACCGCAAAACUCCAGAAACGGUCAUGUGAAUGGUUAGAAGGCGAUUCCUUUACUCGUUGCAUUAACUCUCGUGGAUUGAGUUGGUUCCAGGCUACUCUCGUUGUUCUUAGCGGUGUACUGCUCUACCUGGUGUGUAUGUUGGGGCUACUUCUAUGCAUGACCCGAUGGAGAGCCAACAGCCCUCACCCCAGCACUUUACGCACCAUGACUAACACCCCCAUUGCUCCUUCGCCGGAUCUUAACUGCCCUGAAACGGCCAUGCUUUCUCCUGUGGAAGAAGUGCCUGCGACUGGACUGAGACGAACUGGACUGAGACAGGUUGACGAUGUUGAGGCACAGACGGAUGGCACCGCUGAUUUUCCUGCCACACUGGGUCUUGAUGGAUGCAGCGAUACAUGGAGACAGUGGAUAGAAUAUAAACAUAACAGAGAGGCUGCCGAAGCUGACAAGAUCAAGUAUUUUGAUCAACUCUAUGCCCUGAAACAAAGUUCCGACGAAGAAGAGGAUACACAUCAUCCUAGGGAAGUUGUAUGGCCAAGAAGUCGAACUAUUGCUUCAAAAUUUCCCCCUUCGUCGCAGCCAAGUGAACGCCGGAAUCAGCCCUCGGAUUCACAGAACAAGGUGCCGUCAAUACAUCGUACAAAUUCGGCACCAGUAUCAAGUGUCAGCAUAGCGAACGAAAGUUCUCCCGCUCGCAAGAGCUCCUUACUUCGUUAUGGUGUCUCCACCCCACCUUCAGUUGAGACGUCCUUUGAUGGCAAGCCACCACCAGCCGGCCCCUCAUCCCCCCAAUACAGACCCAACAUGGAACGACGAACUGUGUCUGAUCCGGUGGCCGGCUCCCUGGUGUUGAAGAACAGCUCUGGUAUCACAUCAAUGCUCCAGAAGAAGCAAAAGAGGAAGCGCGAGCCGUCCAUCAAACUCGCCCCCGAGAAGGAACGAGUCUUUCAAGGUCUGACAUUCUUUUACAUUCCUCCGGAUGAUAUUGCGCCUCUGCGGCGAGCCCGGAUCACAAAAGCAAAGAGCUUUGGUGCCAUCUGGACUAAGGAUUUUGGGAUGGAUGUAACUCACGUUGUCGUGGAUAAGGCAUUAACAUACCAGAGCAUCGUGCAAUAUCUCAAAUCCGCCUUCAGGAUCGACUCAUUGCCAGGAAAUGUCGUCUUGGUUAAUGAAAACUAUCCUGUUGAAUGCAUUCAAUUCCGCUCACUUCUCGAUCCAAGACAGAAUCAGUAUGCAGUUACUGGGAGCCCAGUGUCAGUAGCCUCUCCAACCAUAGAUAAACAUCCGGGAGUAGAGGGGCCUAACAAAGGGGACCGGGAAUAUGAUUUGAGGAUUCAAACGCCGCCACGGCAGGAGCCAUCAACGCAAGAAAAGUCCCCUGAAGAAGUCCCAACCCCGAAAAUCUGGAGGCCAUCAGGGGAGCCUAAAAAGGCAAAGAAGAUAGUGAAAAGUCCACAGGAGGCAUCUCCCCCAAAGAAUAUCCGAACGGUUCGGGAAAACGGCGAUGCACUUGAUGAAAUGAUUGAGAUAGCAAUGAAAACCAAGGAUCUACCACUAGACGAUGACGAUGAUAGCAGCGGACCACCAUCAAGCAACGGCCCCGAAGACUCGGACAAUUCGGACGACAGCAGAGAGCGGUCCCCCAACCGAGCGGCAUGGAAAAAGCGACGUAAGGGUCCCAAAGGAACUAUGAACCAAGAGAAUUUCAGUUGCAUGACGGGUGGGACUGGCACAUCUUCGAAAUCGAAUCCCAAUGCUGCAACCAUCGAGUCCUUCAAAGAACUGGCAAGUUACUACGAACGAAUUCGAGAUCCAUGGCGACCUAUGGCAUACAGAAGAGCCGUUACCGCCCUGCGGAAGCAGACGAAGAAAGUCGUUUCCAAGGAUGAAGCGCUCUUGAUCCCAUACGUUGGGGAGUCAAUAGCGGAAAAGAUACAGGAGAUUGCUAUCAAAGGGCACCUGCGGAAACUCGACUACGCCAAAUUGGAACCCAACGAUCUUAUCUUACAGACAUUCACCAAAAUCUAUGGCGUGGGCCUCACCCAAGCCUACAAGUGGAUACAACAGGGCUAUAAAACCCUUGAUGAUAUCAAGUCCCAUGUACGUCUCAAUGACAACCAACGCAUUGGAAUCGACCACUAUGACGACUUCAACACGCGCAUUCCGCAAGAUCAGAUGACUAGUUUGGGUGAAAUCGUCAAGAAAGCAGUGGCAGGCAUUGAUGCCGACGUUGAAGUAAUAAUAGGAGGUAGCUAUCGCCGCGGCGCCACCAGCUCAGGAGACAUCGAUUUCAUAUUAUCCAAGCCUGGCACCCAAUCCUCAAGCGACCUGCUCCCAUUCCUAAAUACACUCGUCACCCACCUCACAGAAACAGGAUUUCUAGCUGCCGCCCUCGCAGUCCCACGCAGCUGCUCCUCCGCCUCCGACAGCGGCUCAAAAUGGCAUGGUGUAUGCGUGCUACCAGGAAACCCCAUCUGGCGGCGUAUCGACUUCCUCCUCGUUCCCGAGCCGGAGAUGGGUGCCGCACUGCUGUAUUUCACGGGCGAUGAUAUUUUUAAUCGAAGUAUGCGGUUGUUGGCUAGUAAGAGGGGUAUGCGGCUUAACCAGCGAGGGCUCUAUAAGGAUGUGCUGAGGGGACCGGGACGGGUUAAGAUUACUGACGGGUCUUUGGUGGAGGGCAGGGAUGAGAGGAAGAUUUUUGAGGUUCUGGGUGUGCCGUGGAGGCCGCCGGAGCAGCGGAUUUUGAAUUGA
Messenger RNA from Venustampulla echinocandica, 3255 nucleotides. RefSeq lists its product as uncharacterized. Lineage: Eukaryota; Fungi; Ascomycota; Leotiomycetes; Helotiales; Pleuroascaceae. Gene Ontology annotation, cellular component: nucleus. The coding region runs from base 1 to 3255 and encodes 1084 amino acids. Gene Ontology annotation, biological process: double-strand break repair via nonhomologous end joining. Gene Ontology annotation, molecular function: DNA-directed DNA polymerase activity; DNA binding. The record is from RefSeq and is a predicted model, not a curated record. The transcript has 2 exons.